Messenger RNA from Rhopalosiphum maidis (corn leaf aphid), 2042 nucleotides. RefSeq lists its product as uncharacterized. The coding region runs from base 257 to 1210 and encodes 317 amino acids. The record is from RefSeq and is a predicted model, not a curated record. The transcript is spliced from 7 exons. Lineage: Eukaryota; Metazoa; Arthropoda; Insecta; Hemiptera; Aphididae.
CGAAAUCAUUUAGUACCUAUUCAUUUCUAUAAAAAAAAGUCAUCACAAUUACAAAAAACAUAGUAUUUUAAUAUUCUUUUUCAUCUACAGUAAUAUUCAACUCUCAUAGUCACACAGUACUCAAUAGUCUUGUGAACUCAGUAUUGUACUUCACAAAACUCCGGUAUGUUCUUGAAAAUUUCGACUUUAGAAGCGUUUUAUGUAUUUGAAGUCAAGUAACUAGACUGUACGUGCUCGUUGACGAAUAACAUUCACGAUGAAAAAACUGUUGUCGAAAAAAUUAUGUUUGUAUAUUGUACUGGCAUUCCUUGUGGUUUGCUUGUUUAAUAUCUUGACGUCCAAAAACGGUGACAACAAUUUCAUGCACUAUGAUGAAAUGUUCAAGACAUAUUACAAUUAUUCUAAAGAUAGUGAUUUGAACGGUCCAGAAGUAUCCAUGGAUGAUUCAAAUCUUGUAAAAAAAUUGCGAGAAAAUUUCCUUGUCAAACCUAUUAAAGAAAAUAAAGGUCAUCGAAAUCAUUAUAAUUUAGUUGAUAUGUCGUUAAUAGAUCCUUCAAUGGGACAAGCUGCUGAAAUAGCCAAGAUCAUUGAUUAUACAAAAGGAGGUUUUUUUAUUGAAUGCGGAGCUUUGGAUGGUGAAACAAGAUCUAAUACUUUAUACUUUGAACGUUAUUAUGGAUGGACGGGACUACUCAUAGAAGCAGAUCCUUUAAAUUUUGCGAAAAUGUUAAAAAAAGGACGAAGAGCAUAUUUAUCACCUUCUUGUCUUAGUAUUAAUCCUUAUCCUGAAAUUGUUUCUUUUCUUCAACGUAGUAAUAUGGGCCGAAUAGCAUAUGAUGACGUUGUAGAAGACUUAGUAGGACUAAAUGAUAUUGGGAAAAAGAAUUUACCAAUGGUUAAUGUACAAUGUUUUCCAUUCUAUACAUAUCUUUUAGCAUUAAACAUAACAGUAAUAGAUUAUUUCAGCUUAGAUGUUGAAGGAUCAGAAUUAAAUGUCUUAAAAACUAUUCCAUUUGAUAAGAUUGAUAUAAGAACUUUAUCAGUGGAAUUUUUCCAUGUAAAAGAAGGUGACGAUGGUAUAAGAACGUUCUUGGAAAAUAAAGGGUAUAUAGUUACUGGAAAAGUAACUAGGCAAGAUCGAUUAGCAAAUGAUUACAUAUUUGCAAAACCAUCUGUUCUAACACAAAAUCUAUCAUUUUAUGUAAACUAAUUAAAAUAUCUGCUAUUUAUGAAUGGACUAUGGACUGAAGUGCCUAAUGAUAUUUUUGGUUUUGAAAGUUAAGUAUUUUAUGUUUAUUCGAGAUAUGUUAUUUGUAAUUACAUUUUCAGAUUGUAUUAAUUAUUAGUUAUUAUAUUACUUAUGUUUUAACACGAGUCAUCUAUUUUGAUAUAUAGUUGUUAUGGCAUUUAAAAAUUCUAUUUAAUCAUUCAUGUAAAUUAUUACAAUUUUUUUUAGAUUUAAAUUAUCAUUUAAAUUAAAUUUUGUAAUUUUUGGGCAGGAUUUACCACCAAAGAAAUUUGAGGUUUUAAUUUAUUAUGACAAAGACAAAAUAAAUAAACAUUUUGUCAAGUAUCAUGAUUCUCAAAUCAUUUUUUUUUAUUAAAAAUUAUUUGUUGAGAUAAGAAAAUAGUAAGCCUUUAAUAAACUAUUUAUGUUUUAGUUGCCUUAACAAAAAUAUUUAUAUUUUAGUUGCUCCUAAACAAUUUUAUUUAUGAGUGUUAAAUAACUUAUUACUAUAAAUAUAAUGUUACUCGACUUUAUAGUACUUUUUAAGCAUAACUAAUAAUUAAAAAAAUAUGAAUUAUUUCAUUAUUUUUCGUUUUUCAAAAACUAGUAAAUUACUUACAAAAUUAUUUUUGUAUCUUUUUAAAAAAAAAAAAGUUAUUAUUUUAUAUUUAUAGAAUUUAACAUUACUAACUUGUGCAGAAGUGAAAAAAGUGUGUCCCAUACAGUCUGAAUAUCCUUUUGGUAACUGUUUUUCAAAUCUUAUUAUUAUUCUGUGAUAAAAUAAAAUUAUACAUUUAUCGUGGUUGAUUGAUAG